This is a messenger RNA of Aphanomyces invadans, 2658 nucleotides long. RefSeq lists its product as hypothetical. Bases 12 to 2606 code for a protein of 864 amino acids. The record is from RefSeq and is a predicted model, not a curated record. Gene Ontology annotation, molecular function: glycosyltransferase activity. The transcript is spliced from 11 exons. NCBI's taxonomy places the organism in Eukaryota, Oomycota, Saprolegniomycetes, Saprolegniales, Verrucalvaceae.
CGACAGUCGCCAUGUCAUCUUCUCCACGGAAGCCAAUGUCCAAGGCGGCGGUGCAGCGAUGGUACCUCCUCGGAGGCGUGGCGCUCCUGUUUGGGUUCGCAGCGUUUGUCAACGUCAGUUUCUACAUGCGAAAUAACGCCACAUCGUCGGGGCUCUCGGCCGCCCACGUACGAGCGGAGGGACGUCAUGGAUCGUCGGCGAGCAAUCGCAUCGUCAAGCACGUUGUGUUCACAGCAACGUGCUCCGAACGCGACCGCAUGCGCUCGCAAGUCUUGGCGUUCACCGCUCGCGAACAACGAUUCACUGGGUACUUGACGUACAUUGCGUACAACUGCGACAAGAUGGCGUUCCUAACUCUGCAAAAAGCCAUGCCUCCUCAUUACAACGUCGCAUUCUUUCAUGCGGCGAAUAUCCAGGGGUCAGGCGAGACGGAAUUGAACCCGCAUGCCCUUCACGCAUGGACAAAGUCUCCUGAGGCGAAGGCGCUUCCCGCCGACGAGUUUGUCAUGAUCGUUGAGAUCGACACGAUCUUCACUCGCACGUUGGACCUGGCCGCGAUGCUGCAUGUCGCCGACACGAUGACGAAUCCGACGUUGUUGGGGCAGGACGCUGCGUGGUUCGACAGCGACUACCCAACGUAUAUCAUGCCAGUCGAGAUUCUCGAAGCCACGAUGGGCAAGUCGUCCAAGUCGGUCAACACCGACAACUGGCGCGGAAACGCAGUUCACGCCCCGUUCAUCAUGCAUGCGCGGCACAUGGAUCCAGUCUUUGGCAUGACCAAAGGCAUCUACGACAAGCUCGAGCAAAAGUACCAGCACCUGGCUUACCCGUUGGCAUGCGCAGAGCUCGAGUUGGAGCAUGGCGUUGCCGGCAGUUUCCGCCUCAGUCGGUACAACUCGUUCGCGGAAAACUGGAAUUUCGUCGACGUGAUCAAGUACAAUCCCAUUCAAGAAACGAUGAACGAAACCAGCCCCCUGUAUGCCGAAUACCCGUUCACGAUGCGCACGUCGGUGCUGCAGCUGCUCAAGUGGGUCGAUGGCGCACCAUACGUGAUGCGGGACCGAUGGGUGCCGCUGGAUUUUUUCCAGUGCGAUGCCGUGAUGCUCCAGCUUCCAGACCCUUCUCUGUGGCACUAUGCAUCGCACACGUAUGGGUGGGAGCAGGUGUCGCCGAUCCUCCGAACGCGCCACAUCGUGUCGAUAGCGUUAACGUAUCAAGCGUACAACCGCGCCGCGCGCGACAUCAAGCAGCACACGUGCGCCAACGGGUUCAACGACCACCAGCGGCUACUGCUUGGAGAAGACAUCAAGUCCGCCGUGCCAUCCAAGUUGCCGCUGCACGGCCUGGCUGCCAGCACGAACGACGUGGCAGACGCCGACCAAGCGUUUGACUUCGUCUUUGUCACGUCAUGCUCCAAUGCCGACCAGUGGCAAGCGGACAUGCUCGUGGAAUCGUUCGACCGCGUGAAACAGCGCGGGUCGUUGACUCGUAUCGUAACAGGGUGUGCCACGAUCGACGAGCUCAAUCAGGUUUAUCGCCGGACGAGUCCCAAGAUGAAAUUGCACUUUGCGCCCGACACGGCGUCGUUUCAAACGACGCACGCGCUGCGCCAUUGGCUCCAGCACUCGAACGCGCCGCAUUUGCCGUCGACGCUGGUCGUGCUCGCGGUGGACUUUUUGUUUCUCCGCCGCUUUGUCAUGUCCAAGUCGAUGCCAGUUGUCACGGCCUACCCGAAACCCGACGAAGACCCGGACCCGGACGCAAUGGAGGUCGUGCGCGGCAGCCGCCAGCCCAAGGCAGUGUUUUUCUACUCUGGCCAUGCCGCCGCGCCAAACGCGAUCGAAGCCAAAUCGGGCACGGUCAUUGUCCAAAAUUUCGACUCGUACCUCGAGGGCCUCACGACCGCCGACCGCGUCGCAGCACUGUGCCCGACCUGCCCCAAGCCAUCCGCCACGUCGGACCAGUACAACGUCGGUCUCCCGUACGUGGUGUCUACGUCCGACUUGAAGAAAUCGAUCGACGAUGCUGCCGCGUUUGCGGAAAAGUACUUUCAAGCGUAUGCCCCGCCGAGUCGGCUGCACGCCGACUUGAUCGGGUUCGCUGUGGCAGCGGCCAAGCAAGGCUUGUCGACGGUUCGCUUAGACAACUUGGCGCUGACCCAAGCGGCGAGCGAAGACUGGCAUUUCGCCCUCGCCAAGAAGGAACUCAACUCGUUCACGAUUGAAUACGUGCUCGAGAACCCGUGCCACGACGAGUUGGUCGUGCCACCGAACGCAGCUCCGUUUCUCCGCCAGUUCAAGCGAUUCCAAAUCGCGUCGUGGGUCGCCGACCCGAAACUCAUGCCGGACAACGUGUUUGCGUGCGAUAUGUGGCUCCUGCAAGAACCCCCUGCGUCCCUGUGGACGGACGCCAUCAAGUCGGAGAAUGCCGACACGAUCAAAAACACAUACGGUCUGUGCACGACCCUCAAGCUGUGGAACGCGCUGCUCGUCCAGCGCAAGCAGACCCAGUGCCCCAACGGCUUCAACCACAACAAGCGGCUCAAGUUGGUGGACCCUCGCCCUGCUGACGUGCUGAUAUCCCUCGACAAGCCCCAAUGGCCAUAGCACCAUCCAUUCGAUGCGGCGGCUGACUUGAAUAGAUUCCACAACGAGUGCA